Messenger RNA from Temnothorax curvispinosus, 1416 nucleotides. RefSeq lists its product as uncharacterized. Gene Ontology annotation, biological process: anatomical structure development. Gene Ontology annotation, molecular function: signaling receptor binding; calcium ion binding. The record is from RefSeq and is a predicted model, not a curated record. The coding region runs from base 139 to 1380 and encodes 413 amino acids. The transcript is spliced from 9 exons. NCBI's taxonomy places the organism in Eukaryota, Metazoa, Arthropoda, Insecta, Hymenoptera, Formicidae. Gene Ontology annotation, cellular component: cell surface; extracellular region.
UCUCACAUCCGGAUAUCCGUCGAGCCUGUCGCGAACUUGACGCGUCCACCGCGGCCGUUGAGGAUGUGACGGCUCGUACAGUUGUUGGUAUUAUACAGGACAUCGCGCAGUCGUUAUAAGUUUUUCAAAAGCCGAACGAUGACCCUGAAGAUACUGCUGGCGAGCUUGCUUAUCGCGGCCACAACGAGCUCGGUUCUACCGUCGUUGGAGGAUCAUCAUGGGAUACCCUCGCGCAGCCACAGAAUUGUUUGGCCACUUUGGUAUCGCGACAGACUGCCCCACGCUAGGCACGAUCGCCUUGAUGACAAACUCGUCGUCCGAGAGACAACUACUACCGCGAGAAGCCCAUGGACGCCACAGCCACAGGUUUCCACGACGAGAUCACCGCAACAGAUAAAUUCGGCAUCGGGGCAUCUGGAGCAACGGAUGCUGGAACAAAAGUUCAAUGGUGCCGUGGCGAUGGUGGAGAACGGUGGUACCAGGGCGAUAGCGUACGCGGGUUAUCAUAGCAAUCAUCGUCAGCAUCAGCCAAGAGAGAUGGGCGCGCAAGGCUUUCAGCCGAUUACUACAACCGUCCCUACGUACGCCAAACAUCAUUCGGGGAGGCGAGUAUGCACUAGGCAAACUCCUGCAGUUUCUCACCAUCAUCGAGGAAGACAAAUUAGAUUAGUAUACACUGAGAUGACUUCUAGUUUCUUUUGUUGUCCGGGAUGGUCACAAGCUACUCACUUGAGUUUCGGUUGUAAUAAACCCAUAUGCCCAACGCCAUGUCUAAAUGGUGGAAUUUGUACAUCGCCUGGCAAAUGCACAUGUCCCAAAGGAUAUACCGGCAAUCAAUGCCAAACAGAUGUGGAUGAAUGUGUGCUGGAGAAACCAUGCGGGCAACUUUGCACAAAUCUACCUGGUAGAUAUCGAUGUCACUGUAGAGUCGGAUUUCAACUUCAACAAGAUGGCCAAUCUUGUCGAAGAAAUGACACAGACGAAAAUGCUUUUGAGGCACGCGAUUUAGAGACUGAUUUUCAUGACGUGUCGGCAACAAAGGAUCCAACUGAUUUUCAUGAUACCGAAAAUGAAGUUAGCGACGAUGAUCAAGACUACGAGGUCAUCUUAAAGAGACUGAUUAAAUUGGAAAAGCAAGUAGCCAGAAACAGAAAGAGAGAUACAGAGGCUUCCGAGAUGAACACUAAAGUUACAUUGGCGGUCGAAAGUAUUAACGAAAUGAAGAGAACCGUCGAAAAUGUGCAACUGAUGCAACAAGAAGUAUAUGACAUGAGAACCAAAAUGAGACAAUAUGAAGCAGAAAUAAGAAAAAUACAUCAUCUGAUGAAUCGCGUCGCGGAAUUAGAAAAUCGUUUGAGAAUACGUUGCAGAUAUCAAUAAUUUGUGCAGGAUCGUUGAACUUCUAGAGUUACUAAA